Saimiri boliviensis boliviensis (Bolivian squirrel monkey) is the source of this 726-nucleotide messenger RNA. It is a transcript of the gene RPS28, whose product is annotated as ribosomal protein S28. NCBI's taxonomy places the organism in Eukaryota, Metazoa, Chordata, Mammalia, Primates, Cebidae. Gene Ontology annotation, biological process: ribosomal small subunit assembly; translation; maturation of SSU-rRNA. Gene Ontology annotation, molecular function: structural constituent of ribosome. Gene Ontology annotation, cellular component: ribosome; cytosolic small ribosomal subunit. The record is from RefSeq and is a predicted model, not a curated record.
CGGGCUGAAGGGGUCAUGAGUUGGGGGUUCCCAGGGAGAUUCCGCGGAGAGCGAAGGGUGCCGGGUUAGGAGGGAGGUGAGGAGCAGGAGCGGGUCCGGGACACACGGAGUCCAAAGACCCUCCACGACGCGGCCCUGUCCGCCCCGCGCACCCCGGACGCCCAGUUCCGCAGCCGCUGGAUGAUACGUGUGGCGGACGCCAUCUUCCGUUCGCGCUUCUGAAGAGCGCCGCAGCUGACGUCUCCACCGCAGGGGCUACUGGGAAAGACGCGACGUGGUCUCGCGAGACGAUAGUGGGCGGAGCUAGAACGUGCUAUAAAGGCUCUCCUCGGAGCACGUGAUUCCUCUCCGCCAGGCCGCUGCCGAGCCGCCAUUAUGGAUACCAGCCGUGUGCAGCCUAUCAAGUUGGCCAGGGUCACCAAAGUCCUGGGCAGGACCGGUUCUCAGGGACAGUGCACGCAGGUGCGCGUGGAAUUUAUGGACGACACGAGCCGCUCCAUCAUCCGCAACGUAAAAGGCCCCGUGCGCGAGGGCGACGUGCUGACCCUGUUGGAGUCCGAGAGAGAGGCCCGGAGGUUGCGCUGAGUUUGGCUGCUCGCUGGGUUUUGGAUGUUGGAUUCGACCACUUGAGACGGAAAUGGUGUGUCACGAUCUGGUCCUUUAUUUUAUGCUGCCACACGUAAACUGAGAUGGACCUGUAAAUAAAGUCUUUGUGAUACAAGUUAA